Molecule: messenger RNA, 255 nt
Organism: Botrytis porri
Lineage: Eukaryota; Fungi; Ascomycota; Leotiomycetes; Helotiales; Sclerotiniaceae
Exons: 2
Coding region: 1-255 (84 amino acids)
Source: RefSeq, a predicted model, not a curated record
AUGACACACGCUCUUUCACUCGAGGAUCUACUCGCAGAUGUCGAAGCUGAGAACUUUGAAAGAGCGCCACUAUCAUUCGUUCCUCCAACAUUACGUGGCUAUAAUAUGAUCUGGAAACUUUGGGAGAAUCGGCUGGCAAAGUCGAUAUCUCAGCCUGUACGUGGCGCCGGCUACGAACCUUUAAUCUUUGAUUGGAGAGCUGAUGAGAUUAAAGCGCAUUCGAUGGAGCUGGGUGGUGAUUAUACACUAACUUGA